AUGCUAGUUGGGGAGGUAAGUAGAAACUUUAAUAACUGGACGGAAUAGGCAACUGUUUAUUAACUUAAUAACAUCAAGCAUCAGCUAUAUUAGUUACAUAUGGCCACAGAGCAAUAAGUUGUUUGUGUGGCAGCAUUUUUGCAUUGAUUGCAUUUGUAGGGAAUAUAAAUGGUAUGCUAAGAUAUGCCCACUACAAUCUAUCCUUACAAACCCCCUUAAUGUAUGUAGCAACAGGUUUUGAAGCCUUCUUAGUCACUUACAACUGAUUAGUUCUAUAAACUAUAGUAAAAGAGAACUUUCUUAUGUUCCACAUUGCAGAAACCAAUGCUGAGACCAUCUACUGGUUUAGUCGUUCCGACGUUCCUGGCAGCGGAUGCCGUCAACUUAAUAUCAGGGCUCUUACAGCGGGACCCAUUGAAGCGGCUGGGCUCAAGUGAAGAAGAUGCAUGUGAUGUUAUGCAUCAUUAUUUCUUUCGAAGCAUUGACUGGAUGGCUUUGCUAGAGAGAAGAAUGCAGCCCCCGUUCAUACCUGAGGAUGUUAGACUUUCAGAGGAUGGAGAUCAACAUCUAGUUCUAACUCCUCCCUCCGAGGGUUCCUUGGCCAUGGAAAAGGAGAUUGCGGAAGCCUUUAGGGACUUCGAUUAUACCGCAAUGUAG
This is a messenger RNA of Xenopus laevis (African clawed frog), 657 nucleotides long. RefSeq names its product serine/threonine-protein kinase N2-like. The record is from RefSeq and is a predicted model, not a curated record. The coding region runs from base 325 to 657 and encodes 110 amino acids. Lineage: Eukaryota; Metazoa; Chordata; Amphibia; Anura; Pipidae. The transcript is spliced from 3 exons.